This is a messenger RNA of Soboliphyme baturini, 1110 nucleotides long. The record is from the annotation of a GenBank genome assembly. NCBI's taxonomy places the organism in Eukaryota, Metazoa, Nematoda, Enoplea, Dioctophymatida, Soboliphymatidae.
AUGUCCCAAGAACCUAAUUCGAAUGAAGCUCCAAACACGUUUCCAUCGAAAGAAGAUGCCGUUGAAGUAUUGCCGUCAGAAAUUAAAGCUUAUGAACAGUCGCUACUCUUCGUUGAAAGAUUGCUCACCAUCUCAGUUUCGACUAUUUGCUUUUUACGUGGUUUGUUUCCCAAAGACGCUUUCAGAGACCUGCGCUAUGACUCCUCGUGCUUAAAGAUUCUGUAUACCGGUAAUUACAAAGCACAGUGGCUCAUACAGUGCUUGGGUGGUGCGUUUGAUGCGCUGCAAAAACAAUAUCUGAGACAACUAAUGCUUGGCGUAUAUAGAAAUCCGAAUGAACCAGACACGGUUAUGGAGUGCUACAAAUUUGGGAUCGCUUAUCGUAGCAACGGGCCUGAAUUAGAGCUCACCGAUGAGACGAGAAAGCAUACGAUUCGUUCUGGUCAGCAGGUCAAAAGUGCCCUUGAAAGGUCGCUUUUUAAUUUUCAUACGUUGUGUCAGAAUCUCAAGCAUAUCGACGACGAAGUUUUCGUCACAAUAAAACUGUUGUAUUACAACGACCGUACGCCAGCUAGUUACGAACCGCCAGGAUUUGGUCCAGGGAUUCACGAUAAUUUUAACUUCCGCUUCGACUGCCGUACCGUUAGGCCUGUAGUGAUGAAGGCAUUCAAAACAAAAACCGGCUACCAUUCGCUGAAUCUGUGUGUCGAAUCAGUGCUCUGUGCACGUGCAGAAAAUGGCGAAUAUGCGGAGAAAACGUGCUGUUUGCGAUGUGCGUUAAAGAAGUUAGGAAUGUGCCACGAUAUGAAAGUUUUUUCGAACACUAAAAUUGCGAGGUUAUUGGCCAUCUACCGUCAGGCAAUCUAUGCUCUGAUGACGAAUCCGGAACAGUGCAUAACGUUUGAUCACUUUCGUAAUAUGCUGCAACAAAAACCAAAGGUUUUGGCGAAGGUGUGGCAAUCCCUUGAAAAACGAAGAUGUUUGUCUGGCGUUGGAAGCGAAAAACGAAUCGUUCGACAGGCAGUUAUCCGAAUUGCUGGGUUGCUGCUCGAUUUGCUGCCCGAAGAUGCUUCAGGUCACUCAUUAAAAAACACCAAGGACUUAAAGUAA